AACCACCAUGUUUCCCGCUGAAGCUUAUCUUACCACCACUCCUCUCUUCUAACACUCUCAUUCACUCACAUAAAUACCAUUCAUUCCUUCAUUCCUCCAUCUUCAUUCCUUACGUUAGUUACUAUGCAUCAUCAUUUUUCCUCUGCAUUAUUCAGAAAAACCCGGUCUAUAUUAACUGCCUCUCAAUGCCACCGUCGAUUCGUCUCAACAAAUUCUAAUACCCAAUCUUCGAGAUUAAAAGAUCGGGAAAAUAGAGUCCAGUCGGUUUUUGAAUUGCUAACAUCUGGUGCGGUUGUUGUGGGAAUGAGCAUGGGGUUGUGUUACUUCAGUUCUGUGCCUCAAGUGAACUCGCAGUUUGCGUAUGCGGAUUCUGUUGAGCAAUCGUUGGAAACUGAGAAGAAACCGAAGUAUAUUGUUGCGGAUUCGUACCGGAGGAAAGUUUUCUUCAAGUAUGAGAAGAGAAUCCGGACACAGAGUCCACCGGAAAAGGUGUUCGAGUAUUUUGCAUCUUAUCGAUCUCCAACCGGCGAGCCAUUCAUGACUCCGGCAGACUUGAUGAGGGCGGUGGUACCCGUGUUUCCGCCUUCUGAAGCAACUCGCGUUCGUGGGGGAAGUUUGAAGGGGGAGUUGGCCCCAACUGAGUUACAUUGCCCCCCUUCAAAAUUCUUCAUGCUUUUUGAUACCAAUAAUGAUGGGCUUAUAUCCUUUGCUGAAUAUAUAUUUUUCGUUACGCUCUUGAGCAUUCCUGAAUCGAGCUUUUCGAUAGCUUUUAAGAUGUUUGAUCUCGAUAACAGCGGUGAGAUUGACAAGGAGGAGUUCAAGAAAGUAAUGGCGAUGAUGCGCGCUCAACAUAGACAAGGGUCUCGACAUAGGGAUGGGAAGCGUAACGGGCUUAAAAUUUCGACUCCUGUCGAUAAUGGUGGCCUUCUUGAGCAUUUUUUCGGGAAAGAUGGGAAACCGUGUCUUUCUAUCGAGAAAUUUGUUAAGUUCUUGAAAGACCUGAAGAAUGAGAUUUUGUUACUCGAAUUUGCUCACUACGACUACAAAUCAAGAGGCACAAUAUCCGCUAAGGACUUUGCGUUAUCAAUGGUGGCAUCUGCCGAUAUGAUACACAUCAACAAGUUUCUUGAUCUAGUUGAGAAACUAAAUGAUGAACCAACUCUUAACAACAUCUGCAUUUCAUUCGACGAUUUCAAGAAGUUUGCUGAGUUACGGACACAAUUACGACAAUUAUCUCUCGCCAUUUUUAGUUAUGGAAAAGUGAACGGGCUCCUUACGAAGAAUGAUUUCCAAAGAGCAACAAAACAGGUUUGUGGGAUUGCUUUGAGCGAUAAUGUGAUUGAUAUUAUAUACUACAUGUUUGAUGCGAAUCGGGAUGGAAACUUAAGCUCAGACGAGUUUCUACGAGUCUUGCAAAGGCGAGAGGAAGACAAAUUAGAACCAAGGGAGAUGGGGCUCGUAGGUUUAUUCUCGUGUUGGUUGCAAUGCACGAGAAAUAAUUGUUCCUCACCAAGGAUGCUUUUCUAGACUUUGUUUUAAACAAAGAUGUACAGUUGAGUCGAGUUAAGAUGUACCUAAAACGUGAUCUGUAGAUAAGUUUUAUGAUCUCAUUUCACGAUCAAACUUAGUACUCGCUCAUUUCCCAUGUUGUUUUUGUUCUUUGGGUUUCGGUUUAUUGGAACAAGAUUAGUGUAUCAUGUUUUUUGAGAUUUUACUUGGUGACUACAAGUUUAUUCAUAAUACGUGAAGAUA
Helianthus annuus (common sunflower) is the source of this 1752-nucleotide messenger RNA. RefSeq names its product calcium uptake protein, mitochondrial. Gene Ontology annotation, biological process: calcium import into the mitochondrion; mitochondrial calcium ion homeostasis. Gene Ontology annotation, cellular component: uniplex complex. The coding region runs from base 124 to 1527 and encodes 467 amino acids. The transcript has 6 exons. The record is from RefSeq and is a predicted model, not a curated record. NCBI's taxonomy places the organism in Eukaryota, Viridiplantae, Streptophyta, Magnoliopsida, Asterales, Asteraceae. Gene Ontology annotation, molecular function: calcium ion binding.